AUCAUGAAAAUUACCAAGGAUGAUCAAGUCUCACAAGAUUCACAAAGACGUAAGGGUGGUCUUAUCACCAUGCCUUUCAUCAUGGGUAUCAUAUCUAUAACUUUGGAUUAUCAUUACUAUUUUCUGAUUGAGUUUUGAGAUUUGUUGUAUGAUAUGGUUUUGUUGGUGCAGCGAAUGAGGCACUUGCAAUGAUGGCUAGUUUGGGACCAAACAUGAUAACAUAUUUGAUGGGAAGUUAUAGACUUCAUCUUGGAACAGCUACUCAGAUUCUUCUCUUAUCUUCUGCUGCCAACAAUUUCACACCUGUUGUUGGUGCUUUUAUUGCAGACUCUUAUUUAGGUCGAUUCCUCGGUGUUGGAUUAGGUUCUGCUCUCAGUUUUCUGGGAAUAACAUUGUUGUGGUUCACAGCCAUGUUCCCACAAGCAAGGCCUCCUGCAUGUAUCCAUCCAACUGGAGACUGUAAAUCAGCAACUAAAGGUCAAAUGGCAGUAUUACUCUCCGCGUUCGGUCUAAUGUCGAUUGGUAACGGUGGUCUUUCAUGUUCUUUAGCAUUUGGUGCAGACCAAGUGAAUAGGAAAGAUAAUCCAAAUAACAAUAGAGUUUUGGAAAUAUUCUUUAGUUGGUAUUAUGCUUUCAUGAUUAUUGGUAUGAUAAUAGGUCUUACAGGAAUUGUAUACAUUCAAGAUCAUCUUGGUUGGAAAAUUGGUUUUGCUGUUCCGGCGGCACUCAUGCUUUUAUCUACUCUUUUAUUCUUUCUUGCUUCUCCUCUUUAUGUUAAGAUUACUAAAAGAACCACUUUGUUCACCGGUUUUGCGCAAGUAACUGUUGCUGCUUAUAAGAACAGAAAAUUUCAACUACCAUCUCAGAACUCACCUGAAUUUUACCAUCACAACAAAGACUCGGAUCUUCUUGUUCCAACCGAUAGACUAAGGUAUGUUACUUCAAGAGGAGGAAAAGAAGGGUGGAUUAAUGAUAAUAUUAACAAGGGUCGUUUUGACAAGUACUAUUGGGUUAUAGUUGGACUUAGUGCUCUUAAUUUAGUUUAUUAUUUGGUAUGCAGUUGGGCUUAUGGACCUAUGGUUGAUACUGAAGAAAAUGGUAGCAAUGAUGUGAAUACACUAAUUGAUGACAAGAGAAGUGAUGCUAGCUAG
Molecule: messenger RNA, 1151 nt
Organism: Vicia villosa (hairy vetch)
Lineage: Eukaryota; Viridiplantae; Streptophyta; Magnoliopsida; Fabales; Fabaceae
Product: protein NRT1/ PTR FAMILY 1.2-like
Exons: 1
Coding region: 189-1151 (320 amino acids)
Biological process (GO): transmembrane transport
Cellular component (GO): plasma membrane
Molecular function (GO): transmembrane transporter activity
Source: RefSeq, a predicted model, not a curated record